GCAACUUGGUGCUCGGAGCCGUUACAUGCGCCAUGGACAACGUCCCCCGCGACGCGUACCUCCUCAGCACCAAGCCGAUAGCGACCAUGAGCAAGCUGCUCACCGCGGUUAAAGCCGAGCCCAUCUUGCUCUCCACCUCGGUCUUCUUUGCCGGGUCGAGCGUCAAGCUGUACGGCGAGAGCCUGCGGAAAGCGCUCACCGGCCUCCUUCUCGAUACAAGCGCCGCGCGGUCCUUCUACACUUCGGACGUCGGCCUCAAACUCUAUUUGCACCCGACGUACAGCGCGUACGUUGCCAAAACAACGGCGCCGCAGAGCCGAGGCGAGUGGGAGCGGUCGGUGCUCACACACGCCAGCAAGCCACAAGUGAGCUCGCUCGCCGACGUCUGCGCGAGCAUGGCCAAGUCCGACGCCAUGUGCGAAGUGGGCGCCGUCGCCUCGUGGAAGCAGCUGCGAGGCGUCUUCUACACGUUUGACGCGACCGAAGAGCCCGAGGAGAUGGCGCUCGUGCAGCGGGAGGGCCGCGACCUUGCGAGUCGCUUCCGACUGCCGUUUAUUCGCCUCGAACGGACGUCGUACAGCGGGCCAUGGACGAUGCAAGUCGAGUCGACGCCGUCGCGAGCCUGCAAUAUCCAGUAAAAAUACAAAGUCCUUUUUCAAAGUGCA
Messenger RNA from Saprolegnia diclina VS20, 665 nucleotides. RefSeq lists its product as hypothetical. The transcript has a single exon. The coding region runs from base 33 to 638 and encodes 201 amino acids. The record is from RefSeq and is a predicted model, not a curated record. Lineage: Eukaryota; Oomycota; Saprolegniomycetes; Saprolegniales; Saprolegniaceae.